Molecule: messenger RNA, 1222 nt
Organism: Coffea arabica (coffee)
Lineage: Eukaryota; Viridiplantae; Streptophyta; Magnoliopsida; Gentianales; Rubiaceae
Source: RefSeq, a predicted model, not a curated record
CAAAUUACAAUCCAUUAACUCAAUAAUACUGGGAAUGAAACACCAGACUCAGAAAAGAAUGGCGGAAAAACUUGUGACAGCAAAAACAGAAGAAAAAGCAAAAGAAUUGGAAGAAGAAGCAAUGAAAGUGGAACUGAAAACCAAGGAGGAGAUGAAGCCCUGGGAGCAGCACUCUGCUGUGAUCACCAUUCCUCGUUUUGACUACAACGCCCCUCUUCUCUCCUCAGUCAUUCCCACUCCGGAUUCCUCAUCACCUGCCCCAUCAAGAGGGAGAAGAGUGCAACAAAAGAAGCCAUGUCAAUUCUUGAAAAGUUGCAAGUAUAGAAGACUUUUAUAUCCUGAUUGCUGAUUGAAACCUGAACAAUUCCAUGAGAACAGAAACAUCUGCGACCAAUCGAACUAUUGACUUCUAAAGAUGAGAAUCCCUCUGAAUCCUCCUAUGGAGAUAAGAGAAUUAUGUUUCAAAUAUAGAUAAUCUUUUCUUGCUGGCUAUUCUAUGUAAACUGUUUUCUUGCUGGUGGUGAUCUAUUGUCUUUCCUUACUUUUUUCUUUUCAUUAAUUUUUACAAAAUUUGAUUGACUUUUAGCACUUUUGAUCUUAGAAGAAUGCUUCUUUCUACAACUUUUUUGCUAACCCGGUUCUAUCUUGAUAGCUGUAUUAGUUUAUGAAAUCUUGGUUAAAAAAGUGACAAUUAGCACAAGGAUAAUCAGAAAUUGAUUGUACAAUAGAUGGUCUAGGGGCAGAAUACUCGAGUUUGGGAGCAAUUCUGACAUAAUUGUUUGAUAUGAUUGUUAGCAGAGAAAUUGCGGUUUAAUGAAAUGUAAUUCUUGAAGACAAUAGCCUAUGGCUUUUAUAUACUUAUGCUACUGAACUUGUGCUACUGAACUUGGCUUUUAUAUACUUAUGCUACUGAACUUGUGCAGAAUCAGCAUGCAUGAUAUUUCUUCACCAUCUUUUUUUUUUGUUUAUAGAUUGUCUGAUUGAUUCAUCCAAUUUCAUUUUUCUGAACUAUCUCAAUGGGAAACCUGCUUGCAGAUAAUGCAAAUUAACAUGUUUAAGUCUGGUAUUUUAGUUUAUACACAUGCUCAUACAGAUAAUGCAAAUUAACAUGUAUGAUGACCUGCAAAUCUACAAAGAAAAUGAAGAGGGUGGGGAUUUGUCUGUAAGAACAGGUAAUGCGACUUGUAUGCAUGAAAAAAUAAGAACAAGUUUAUUAAAACAA